AUGAACGACGAUCCGAAAGAUAAGAAUACUUCUAUACACGUCCCAAGACCGUCUUCGCCUCGUAAAUUCUUCGCUCGCAUAUACGGACACUUAGAGCCGUCCCAGGAAAACAAAACUAGACAACCAGCCCAUGAAUCUGAGAGCGAAUCAUCUUCAGAUAUUGAAGUUGAGGACAGUGCCAGCGAACAGCUAUCUCCUCUUUGGCAGCCGCCUUCUCAAUAUCCUCUAUGCCCGCGACCGAUACUUCUGCCGCAUCAGCAAUUAGCUUUCGGGGCAGGUCUUGCGGCUUUUCUGGCUCGGAGACGACGAAAGGAAAAUAGACCACGCAGACAGAGAACUACGUUUUCUGCUCAUCAGACUUUAAGACUCGAGCUAGAAUACGCCAGGGGUGAAUACGUGGCGAGAGCACGAAGAUGUGAGCUUGCGUCAGCGUUAACCCUAAGCGAAACUCAAGUAAAAAUAUGGUUUCAAAACCGAAGAGCCAAAGAUAAGAGGAUUGAAAAAGCUCAUUUAGAUCAGCAAUACAGGCAACUCGCAGCAGCGUCAGGUUUUUUCCCGCCAAUAUUCAACGCUCCGUACGCACCGCCAUGUCCCUGUCUACCGACGCCUCCGAACAUUGAAAAAUAA
Molecule: messenger RNA, 627 nt
Organism: Danaus chrysippus (African queen)
Lineage: Eukaryota; Metazoa; Arthropoda; Insecta; Lepidoptera; Nymphalidae
Source: the annotation of a GenBank genome assembly